Molecule: messenger RNA, 2297 nt
Organism: Toxotes jaculatrix (banded archerfish)
Lineage: Eukaryota; Metazoa; Chordata; Actinopteri; Toxotidae
Gene: boka
Product: BCL2 family apoptosis regulator BOK a
Exons: 5
Coding region: 357-989 (210 amino acids)
Biological process (GO): intrinsic apoptotic signaling pathway in response to DNA damage; extrinsic apoptotic signaling pathway in absence of ligand; regulation of apoptotic process
Cellular component (GO): mitochondrial outer membrane
Molecular function (GO): protein homodimerization activity; protein heterodimerization activity
Source: RefSeq, a predicted model, not a curated record
GGGGCUUGUGUUGGUCUGCUUAUCUCCGCCUUUGGACUCCACAAUAAGUGCCCUUAGAAGGAAAGCCUGUCAGACUAUAAACUUGAGAGCAUUUUUUUCUUGCGCGCAGAGUGGCAGUAAAUCCUCAGCUCAGGAAAGUCAGCGAUCAAACUCACUUUUCUGCUCAGAGACGAGUGAAGAUGCAGCCCGUGUAGGAUGAUGGUGUGGACACAGGGCUUAGAAGGCUGUUCAUUGUCGGGAUAAUCUCCAGAAGUCUUCCCAUCCACUGGAAGAGGAAUAGGAGGACGUGUGCCGGGGGAGAAGUGGCGGCGGAGGCGGGGAGGUGAGCAGCGCACUCCGCGGUGGAUGACAGGGGCAUGGAGAUGUUGCGCCGCUCCUCUGUGUUUGCGGCUGAGGUGUUUGACCGCUCGCCCACCGACAAGGAGCUGGUGUCCCAGGCCAAAGCACUGUGCAGGGACUACAUCCAUUCCAGGCUGAACCGUGCCGGCAUAGGCUGGUCUAAUCCUGAGCACGGACUGGCUGCAUCAGGUGGGACACUGGGAGAGAUAUCGUCUGUUCUGCUGUGGCUGGGUGAUGAGUUGGAAUACCUUCGACCCAACGUUUACCGUAAUGUGGCACGACAGCUGAACAUCACAGUGGCAUCGGAGAGCGUGGUGUCUGAUGCCUUCCUGGCUGUGGCUGCAGACAUUUUCUCCACGGGUGUAACAUGGGGAAAGGUGGUUUCUUUGUAUGCUGUGGCAGGCGCCUUGGCAGUGGACUGCGUGCGCCACGGCCAUCCAGCCAUGGUCCAUACCAUUGUUGACUGCAUGGGGGAGUUUGUCCGCAAGAGUCUGACGUCCUGGUUGAAAAGGAGAGGGGGCUGGGUGGAUGUAACAAAGUGUGUGGUGAACACUGAUCCCAGCUUCCGCUCUCACUGGCUGGUGACUGCUGCCUCCGCCUUUGGACACUAUCUGAAGGCCAUCGUGUUGUACCUCCUCAGGGAGAAGUGAAAGACAAAGUCACACGCUGGAUCUUCUGGAGCGGACUGAGCAGCUCUGCACGCCACCAGCACCCCUCCACUGAAGCAUCCACUGCUUUGGAUUAUGUUUACACUCAUUUGCACUGAGCCUUCAUUGAUGAACACCAGCGGACUUUCCUUGCUUCUUCUGCUUCCUUGUGUCUAUUUAUUAUUAAAGGUUAUACAAUAUAUUGGCACACAUUUGAUGUGAAUGUAUAAAGUCACCUACUGUAUAAUGUUUUUAGCUUUUCAUUUUUCCACAAACUGCAGAACAGAUCAUUUUGAUGCCCCUGGCAGGGGUUUGGCUUCCCCUAGUGGUUAAACAUGGCAACUGCUGUAUUUUGGCACAUAAACUGAGAAGAUCCUGAGGCCAUCAUGAGGGCUCCACUUUUCACCUGGAUGGCAUAUACAUUCUUUCUCUUUGCUGAAGGAGUGGUAGUUUUUUCAGCUUUAGCAACAACAAUCCUGUCCCUGUUUCAGGGUUUUAGUUUUCUCAUCACAAUAGCUAGUAUCUAGCAGGACCAGCAAGUACGUUUUGAGAAACUUCCAUCUUCAGAGAUAUCCCCCGUCUCUACCAACAGCUAAUCUCUCACAUUGGUCCGAAUCACAACCGACAGAAUUAAAGAAGAUAAAGCUGAAAGUGUCAUAAAACAUCAGUCUGUACUGUGAUUCAAAUGCAGAAUCACACAUGGCCAUGUGUUGUACUGACUGGUGACGUGAAGUGAGCACAUUGUGACUGAGCUUCUGUUUGCUUAAUAAUGUUUAAAUUGGGGUUCACCAUCUUAAAUCAUUGACGUGCUUCCUCUUUUAGCUAUAAUGGUGAUAUUGGGUGGAAUAGUGUCGCAGUUUUUUUCCAAGUCAAGCCUGGGACUUCAAGAAAAUUGGAACUUUUCUCCAGAUGGCCUUGCCUUUUUAAAAAUAAAAAGUUAGGUUAAAGAUUUAGGCUCCUUCCAGCCUCUAAUGAGUCAGAUGAACUGAGCUUACAACCACUACAUUUCAGACAUCAUUCCACAUUCAAUGCUAUUCUUGCUCUCUGUAUUACUUCACUGUGAGGCAGUGUGUUAUGUUGCUCUGCUGUGAUAGAAAAAAAUGCAGGUUUGUUUGUUUUAUCUGAGUUAGAGCACUUUGAUAACAUUUCAGUUUAUGAGUAAAAUUUAUUCCAUGAAUAAUUUCACUUUUAUAUGGCAUGUAGCACUAGGUGUCCUAGAAAAUAAGCAAAUGUUUGUGAGUCAUCUGCAGCUGUAAAUAUUGACAUUAAUAAAUGGUGGUCAACAGUCAGAGGUCUCCCUGAUUAAUUAAU